AAUCUCGUCGUCCCCAUUCAGCGUCGACUGGCGUCCAUCCCCAAGCGAAAUCCAGUGAUCUGCGAGCCAAGCAUCUCAUCAUGACGACGCCAUCCAUGUUCGACCCUCCAGAGUACCAGAAGCUCAUGCGUAGCAUCCGCGCACACUUCCCUGGCCUGCGUGCAUCGAUGCAGGCCAGCGACGAGGUGACGAACGCGCACGUCGACCACGAGGACGAGGCGAUUGCUGAAGCACUCAAAGUGAACAUUUUGGGCGAUGUUGGAGCACAGGAGAUUGCCGAUGCGCUCAAGCGCGGUGUCACGGGCAGCCCCCAAACCGGCAGUCCUGCUGCAAGUGCGAAUGCCAAUGCUGAUGCCGUUCCGGAAAGUUUCGACUCGUGCCACACGGAGGACGACGGCGAGCGCGCUUGGGCCAUUCUGGAGAAUGCGGGCGGGUCGCAAGUUCCCGCCUCAGUUGUGCGCGCAAUGGCUGCCUACAUGACACGCUCGUACGUUCAGAUUGGCGCCGGAUACCACAUGUCCACCAAGGGCGCCAUCACGGUGGAUAUGGCACACCGCUUUGUUGCACGGCUCUUGAAUGCAGAGCAGACAGGCCGCAUCAUUCUGGGAUCGUCCGCGUCGCAGCUCAUCUACAUGCUGGCCGAUUGCUUGCGUGACACGCUCGAGCCCGGAGACGAGGUGGUUUUUGCCGAAGCCGCGCACGAGUCCAACGUCACGCCGUGGCUCGCUCUCAGCCGGCAUCAUGGCAUUGUUCUGCGCAACUGGGAAAUGGACACGACCACGAUGGAGACGUGUCCAGUUGAAAAUCUCACGCCAUUGCUCAACUCACGAACGCGCGUUGUCAUCUUCCCCCAAGUCAGCAACCUGCUCGGCACGGUGGUUGAUGUUGCAGCCAUCACCAAGCACAUCCGCGCCAGGGCACCUGCCGCCCAUGUUAUCGUGGACGGAGUGGCGUACGCGCCGCAUCGCGUCGUGGACGUCAAGGCCUGGGACGUCGAUUAUUACGUCUUGUCAACGUACAAAGUGUACGGCCCCCACAUGGGAGCCCUCUAUGGCAAAGAAUCGGCCAUGCAAGAGCUGCAGGGUCUCAACCACUACUUUAUCCCCAGCAAUGUGCCCUACAAGUUUGAGAUUGGUGGCUCGAGCCAUGAAGGGUGUGCCGGCCUUUUGGGCUUGAUUCCCUAUCUCAAGUUUUUGGCCAAGACUGCGCAGUGCAAGAAGGUGGAAGGCCCUCGCGGGGGGUGGCGCGACACGACGCUUGACAUUUCUCGCGCAGAGAUUGUUGCCGCAUUCCAGCUCAUGACACACAUUGAACGCCACCUCACGCGACACCUGCUCAAGGGACUUGCCAGGCUGGCAGAGCGCGGCCUUGUCGUGAUCGGACCCGCGGUCGACCUCGCGUCCGAUGCUGCGGUGGAUGCACGCAUCCCCACGGUGGCCUUUGUCAGCACCGUUCCCAACUGCUGGCCCAGCAUCAUAGUCCGUGCUUGUCAUGAAAAAAAGGUUGCCAUUCGUUCCGGGCACAUGUAUUCUUGGCGCAUGUGCGAGGCCCUUGACAUUGACCGUUCUUUGGGGGUCUGUCGGGUGUCUCUUUCGCACUACAACACCACCGAAGAGGUCGAUCGGUUUUUGGCGGUUCUAGAAAAGGUGCUGUCUGAAAAACACGCAUAGCAGAAGAACCACCCGCUAGUUUUCGACAAGAGAUUUUAUCAUCAAGACUGAUAUAUGGGUAGAUUUGAUGUGCAGUAGUUGUUGGUAGUUGUUGGUCGUUGUGUUCACGAGCUGGUUGGAAGUCUGUAGCAUGAAUGCAAAAGGUCUGGUUGGUUGUUUUUUCAAUGCAGUUCAAUUCUUCCA
Messenger RNA from Capsaspora owczarzaki ATCC 30864, 1853 nucleotides. Its product is annotated as cysteine desulfurase. The record is from RefSeq and is a predicted model, not a curated record. The transcript is spliced from 3 exons. The coding region runs from base 81 to 1670 and encodes 529 amino acids. Lineage: Eukaryota; Filasterea; Ministeriida; Capsasporidae.